Aspergillus pseudoviridinutans is the source of this 1320-nucleotide messenger RNA. RefSeq lists its product as uncharacterized. The transcript has a single exon. The record is from RefSeq and is a predicted model, not a curated record. Gene Ontology annotation, molecular function: protein binding. The coding region runs from base 1 to 1320 and encodes 439 amino acids. NCBI's taxonomy places the organism in Eukaryota, Fungi, Ascomycota, Eurotiomycetes, Eurotiales, Aspergillaceae.
AUGGUGGCAUCAAUAUAUCGUCGUCCAUUAUUUCUGGAUAGCCUAGUCCAAUACGUUGACCACCAACGGACAGAGCUCGUCGGUGACAUCGCUCUCAUCUCCCACGAGCUUCACUGCUCUGGGGAGCGCUUUGGGUCCCUCUAUGCGACAAGCCUUCUUUCUCGUCUCGAUGCACACCUCCGGUUCAGGCCUGAGACACGGGAUUCCAGCCUGCUAGCCGCACAAGUCCAACAGCUUCUUGACGUCGGUGAUGUCGGCCAAGCAGUGCUGAUGCAAGAGACGCUGCUCCGGUCUUGUGCUGAGAAACAUGACAGCGCAAGUCAGUAUAUGUUUGAAACAAACCUGAAGCGCUAUGUUGAUCUUCGAAUCGAUCUGCGGCAGAGGAUCAGGCGUAUCCGAGGCGACAAUGCAAUAUUCGCUCCCACCUACAACGUUACCAUUCAAUGGCCAGGGGUCUCAAGAUAUCUACCCCUUGCUGUGCGAUAUUUUACGCUCCCCGAGGGACCCGGCCUGCUUGGGAGAAAUCCCUUGCAUGUAGCAGCAGGAGUAAACUGCUCAGAAAUUAUCGCACCACUGCUAAAUAGGGGCGUUGAUAUCAAUGCUGCAGAUGACUUUGGCCUCACGCCAUUGCAUGUGGGCUGUAUCCACGCGAGCGUAGAAGCGGUCGGCGUCUUGCUAGCGCGUGGUGCCCGGACAGAAUUGCAAGAUAAGGAAAAGAGAACAGCCCUGCAUUAUGCUGCUGUGACUGGACGAGGGAGCAUCGUCAGAGGUAUUCUCGCUGUCAAGCUGGACACGGCCGAGGUUAAAGACAGAUACGGGCGAACAGAAUUGUCUUAUGCGGCGAUAUUCGGACACGAGUCAGUAGUAGACUUGCUUCUUGAGACUGGGAAGGUUCAUCCAGACUCCAAAGACGAAAUCGGGAUGACUCCGCUGGCCUUCGCGGCGGCCGAGGGCCAUGGACCGAUCGUUAGCCGUCUCUUGACCACUGGCAAAGUCGAUGUGGGCUCGACAAACAAGGUGGGAAGGGGCCCGUUAGCGUUCGCUGUCGAGAAUGGGAAAGAGGACGUAGUGGAGAUGCUCCUCUCACAGCACAAUAUUAAUGUGAACCCUCGAGACGCGACCGGAUGCACGCCUUUGGUCUAUGCAGCGCGCCAGGGGUACGACGGCAUAGUGCGAUUGCUCCUCCGCUCCAAGGACAUCGAUGUCAACAGCCGGAAUUGCUACGGUCGCACGCCACUGUCCUAUGCUGCAGCAAGUGGACAUGUGGGAGUAGUCAAGCUUCUCCUCGCGGCGGGCUGUGAGUCUGUGACCCAUCAGUAG